AUGUUACAAACUUCAAUCAAAAAGAUACAUGGGAAAUUGAAAGGGUCAAACUUAAAUACUGCAGAAGUUAUUGUAAACAGUUUUAAAAGAGCUGAACAAGUUUUGGAGCUCAAUUCUUUUAUUAGUAUGAAUAAUAAUGCCGGUUUACAAGUUGAAAGUUCCAAUGAAUAUUUCAAAAAUGGAAAACCAAGAUCUUUAUUAGAAGGUAUUCCUAUUGCAGUGAAAGACAAUUUCUGUGUAAAAGACACACUAACUACUUGUGGUUCUAAAAUGCUACAAAAUUUUAGGCCCAAAUAUACUGCGACUGUUGUUCAAAAAUUAUUAGAUUCUGGUGCUAUUUUGGUAGGAAAAACAAAUAUGGAUGAAUUUGCUAUGGGUUCUGGUACAACCACUUCAAUUUUUGGCCCAACUAAAAAUAUUUGGGGUUCUAGGUUUUCAAAUUUAUGUAUUCAAGAAAAAAAUGAUUGGUUUAUUCCUGGAGGUAGUUCUGGAGGAAGCGCUGUUGCAGUAGCCAGCGGAAUAUGCUUAGGUGCUUUGGGUUCAGAUACAGGAGGAUCUUGUAGAAAUCCUGCUUCAUAUUGUGGCAUUGUUGGAUUAAAACCUACUUAUGGGUUACUUUCAAGGUAUGGAUUGAUUCCUUUGGUUAAUUCAAUGGAUGUUCCUGCAAUUAUGGCACUUAAUGUCGAAGAUACAGCCUGUUUAUUAGGUAUCAUGAUGGGUAGAGAUGAAAAUGACUCUACUACUGUAUCGAAAAAUUUAAAUUUAGCCCUAAAUUAUUCAUCAUCAUCGGUAAAAGGUUUGAAAAUUGGAAUUCCUGCAGAAUACAAUUGUCAAGGUCUAAGUGAUGAAAUACGUUCAGCAUGGAACGAUAUUGCAAAAGUUUUAUACCAGGGUGGUGCAUCUAUUGUACCUGUAUCAAUGCCUCAUACGAAAUAUUCAAUUGUCUGCUAUUCGAUACUUAAUCAGUGUGAGGUUGCUAGUAAUAUGGCUAGAUAUGAUGGAAUCGAAUUUGGUCUCAGGUCAAAAGAAAAGGGUAACAGAAAAAAUUCAUAUGUUACCACUAGAUAUUCUGGAUUUAAUGAAGUUGUUCGUAGUAGAAUAAUAGCAGGAAAUUUUUUCUUAUUGUCUAGCAAUUCGAAUAAAUAUUAUGAAAAAGCUUUAAAAGUUAGAAGACUCAUUGCUGAUGAUUUUAAUAACGCUUGGAGAAAAGGUAUAAAUAUUUUGCUAACGCCUACCACAUUAACAGAUGCUCCUAAAUAUUCGGAAUAUAUUAAAAAGGAUGAAAGAGAACAGUCAGCAAUACAAGAUUAUUGCACUCAACCAGCUAAUAUGGCAGGUUGUCCCGCGAUAUCCAUCCCUAUUGAAUUGUCAAAAAAAGGUUUUCCAAUAAGUUUACAAUUAAUGGCCCCCAAAUUUGAAGAAAAGACUUUACUAGGAUGCGCUUUAUAUAUAGAAAAUGCUGUUAAUUUUAAAAAUAUGAAUGAACAAUGA
Pediculus humanus corporis (human body louse) is the source of this 1491-nucleotide messenger RNA. RefSeq names its product glutamyl-tRNA amidotransferase subunit A, putative. NCBI's taxonomy places the organism in Eukaryota, Metazoa, Arthropoda, Insecta, Psocodea, Pediculidae. The coding region runs from base 1 to 1491 and encodes 496 amino acids. The transcript has 9 exons. Gene Ontology annotation, cellular component: glutamyl-tRNA(Gln) amidotransferase complex; mitochondrion. Gene Ontology annotation, biological process: mitochondrial translation; glutaminyl-tRNAGln biosynthesis via transamidation. The record is from RefSeq and is a predicted model, not a curated record. Gene Ontology annotation, molecular function: glutaminyl-tRNA synthase (glutamine-hydrolyzing) activity.